GACCUACGCAAAGCGGAGUUUGCGGUUUAUGCGUUGCGUUUUACGUACGGUAGAGUUUACCCCAGAGGAAGAACAUCAGAAGGCUACAGAAGGAUUGCUACCUCUUUCAGCAAUAGUCCUGCAUCCUCAAAGAUGACAUGCUCAUGAUGCCUCUGUGCAUUCCAGAGGCCCACCUUGGCAGCUAGAGGAGAGGUCGGCCUCCGUCACCAUGACAGUGUUGCCACGGGCCGUGGCUUCCCUGGCUGUGCCCGGCCUUAUCCUCUGUUUCAUCACUCUUCCGUUUCCUGCUAUACUAUCCCAGAGGCCCCCUCUCCCUACAGAACCCUCCCCCACCCCAGCACCCCACACGAGGCCGGAGUGUAACCGCCUAGAGCACCCCAUCAUCUCUAUUCAAACUCUAAGUCCUUUGAUCUCCAGUUUCUCCCAUCCUGGUGUAAGGGACUACUCUCAGCUGACCCUUGACCUCACCAGGAAUGAACUUAUAGUGGGAGCAAGAAACUACCUCUUCCGACUGAAUCUAAACAACAUUUCACUAAUUCAGGCAACAGAAUGGGGCCCAGACGAAGACACCAGGAGGUCCUGUCAAAGCAAAGGGAAGACGGAGGUGGAGUGUCAAAACUACAUCCGGGUGUUGCUUGUCAACAAGACAGAGGUGAUCACCUGCGGUACCAAUGCCUUCCAGCCCCUUUGCAUCACCAGAGAGGCAGGGAACAUGGGCAGAGUGUUAGAGAGGGUGAAUGGAGUGGCCCGCUGCCCCUAUGACCCCCAUCAUAAUUCGACGGCUGUGGUGACCGAAAGCGGAGAGCUGUACGCCGCCACGGUCAUCGAUUUCUCUGGCCGGGAUCCUGUCAUCUACCGCAGCCUAGGAGGAAUGCCGCCUCUGCGGACCGCCCAGUACAACUCCAAAUGGCUUAAUGAGCCUCACUUCAUCUCAGCUUACGACGUGGGUCUUUUCACCUUCUUCUUCUUGAGGGAAAACGCAGUGGAACACGACUGUGGUAAGACAGUGUACUCACGGGUGGCGCGGGUGUGUAAGAAUGACAUAGGAGGACGCUUCUUGCUGGAAGACACGUGGACCACCUUCACAAAGGCACGACUCAACUGCUCACGGUCGGGAGAGAUCCCGUUCUACUACAAUGAGCUACAGAGCACCUUCUACCUGCCUGAACAGGAUCUCAUCUAUGGCAUCUUCACCACCAACGUGAACAGCAUUGCAGCCUCUGCAGUUUGUGCAUACAACCUCAGCGCUAUCACGCAGGCUUUCAACGGGCCCUUUCGCUCCCAGGAGAACCCUCGCUCCACGUGGCUGCCUACCCCAAACCCCAUCCCUAACUUCCAGUGUGGGACCAUAGAGGAAGAAGGGCCUAAUGAAGGACUAACUGAACGCAGUCUGCAGGACGCCCAGCGGCUCUACCUCAUGAAUGACGUGGUUCAGCCUGUUUCUGUGGACCCGCUGGUUUGGCAGGAUGAUGUGCGGUUCUCUAAGUUGGUUGUUGACAUUGUACAGGGGCAGGAUACUUUGCACCACGUCAUGUACAUAGGCACAGAGUAUGGAACUAUUCUUAAGGCCCUGGCAACCACAAAUAAGAGCCUGCAAGGUUGCUACUUGGAGGAGAUGCAGCUCUUCCCUCCUGGUCUGCGCGAGCCAAUCCUGAGCCUUCAGAUUCUCCAUGGCGACAGGACUCUUUUUGUGGGCCUGAAUGACAAAGUGAUGAAGAUCCCUCUGGCGAGAUGCUCCAGCCACAAAACAGAAUUGAUGUGUUUGGAUGCAAGGGACCCUUACUGUGGUUGGGACCGAAAGCAGCGCCGUUGCACCACCAUAGAGGACAGCUCCAACAUGAGCCAGUGGUUCCAGAACAUCACUGCCUGCCCGCUGAGGAACCAAACCACAGAUGGUGCGUACGGACCCUGGGCUCCAUGGCAACCCUGCAGCCACAAUGACGGCGAGGGCACCAGCACAUGUCUCUGCAGAUCGCGGGCAUGCGAUAGUCCUCCACCUCGCUGCGGAGGUAAAAACUGCGAGGGGCCGACCAUUGAGGUGUCCAACUGUUCAAGGAAUGGAGGUUGGACACCCUGGUUGUCCUGGGGCCAGUGCAGCACAAGCUGUGAGAUUGGGUUUGAAGUCCGCCAGCGAUCCUGUAACAAUCCUUCGCCCAGGCAUGGCGGCCGAGUGUGUGUGGGGCAAAGCAGAGAACAGAGAUUCUGCAAUGAGAAGGUAUCGUGCCCUCAGCCCAUCUUUUGGUCAUCAUGGUCGCCCUGGUCCAAGUGCAGCUCAGAGUGUGGGGGAGGGGUGCACUCUCGCUCCAGGAACUGUGAGAAUGGAAAUAGCUGUCCAGGAUGUGCGCUGGAGUACCAGGCAUGUAAUCUGGAGUCCUGUCCAGAGGUGCGUCGAAACACCCCAUGGACCCCUUGGGUGCCGGUGAAUAUAACCCAGGGAGGGUCACGGCAAGAGCAAAGAGUUCGCUACAUCUGCCGGGCCCAACUGGCUGACCCUCAUGAGCUUCAACUGGGCAAGCGUAAAGUUGAGACACGCUUCUGCCCCAAUGAUGGGACGGUAACCUGUGAAACAGACUCACUAGUUGAGGAGCUUCUCAAGAUGCCUGGUGUGCGACUGACAGGCUCUGGCUGGUCAUCGUGGGACAUGUGGUCAGCUUGCACUCAGGACUGUGCCAAAGGCUACCGCACUCGCAAACGCACCUGCACCAGUGCAGAGGGCAAAAGCGUUCCCACUGCCUGCCGGGGCUCUCCAGUAGAAUAUCAGGACUGCAAUCCUCAGCCCUGUCAAGUUAAUGGUGCCUGGUCUUGCUGGUCAUCAUGGUCGCAGUGCUCAGUGCCCUGUGGAGGUGGGCACUACCAACGAACACGCACAUGCACCAACCCCAUCCCUGGCAAUGGAGGGGACAUCUGCAUCGGCUUGCACACAGAGGAGGCUCUUUGCAACACGCACACCUGUGAUGGUGGGUGGAUGGCCUGGUCGUUGUGGUCUGAGUGCGAUGACUCGGGCCUGCAGCUGCGCAGUCGAGUGUGCGGGGCUCAAUCCACACCAUGUGUGGGAAACGGCUCUCAGCAACGAGACUGCAAUGAGAUCCCAGUCAUUCUCCCGGCAUCUAGCUAUGAGAAGGACCAGCAGUGUGGGGGGUUCACUCUACUUCACCUGAUAGCUACAGGCGUGUCGUGCUUCCUGGGUGCCGGUCUGCUGUCCUUCCUGGUGUAUGUGUACUGUCAGCGGUUCCACAAGGCCUCACAGGAGUCUGCAGUCAUCCACCCCACCACUCCCAACCACCUCAACUACAAGGGCAACACCACACCAAAGAAUGAGAAAUACACACCCAUGGAGUUCAAGACUCUGAAUAAGAACAAUUUGCUGCCAGAUGAGAGGACCAACUACUUCCCUUCACCGCUUCAGCAGACGAACGUGUACACCACCACAUACUACCCCACAGCGCUGGGCAAAUAUGACUACCGGGCAGACUCCUCACCGUCUCCUUGCAGAACCUAUAACCACAGCUGAGGCACGUGUCCCAUCCGUAGCUUUAUCACCAUGGUGACAAGGCUGCUCCGUACAUCUCCUAAAACCCUCCACUUUCCCCACCCACACACUCUGCACCCGAUGAGGUGCUUGUUCCAACAUUCCAGCUGAUUUUUUCCCUAAGAUCUCUUCCCUGACGACCGCGUCACCUAAGUCAUGCCUUACGGUGUCCAAUGAGGGGAAAGUCCAGUGAUUCAAACAGCACUUUUUAAAGAUUGUGUAGCUACACUGACUUUGAUAAACUGGUGUCUUGAUUGAUCGCUGCAGAACUCCUGUUACUGGAAAGAGGUUUUGCUGAAGCUCAAGUUGGGAAGACAAAAUUGCGCUGGCAUCCCGUACCACUCCAACAAUAUCCAUUACAGGAAAUGCAAUCUGCCACACUGUGGCAGUUCUUUUUGAAACUACAGAAGAAGAAUAGACGGACACCAGACAAAAGAGAGCAAUCAAUGGUGACAUUAUUAGGUUUGGUCAGAACGGCAGAAUUGUGUUACCUUUGGAUGUAAAUGUAAGGAUGUCCCACUGACUUCCAACCUUUGAGGGGCAAAUCUCUGACAAAAGAGGAUGGGUUGCAGGAUCAAUGCAUCUCCUGGGUGAAUCGUUCGGAACCAAGCUGCAGAAAAAAGAACAGCUUAAAAUAGGAUGCUAUUCAGAACGGACUCUUAUCAGAACUGAAACAUAGAUUUUCAGCACGUUAAAAGGCCAGAAGAAUGCGUCAUUAUUUCCCUGAAAAGUCGAAAUGCCUUUUUUACUUGCGAAUGCAUGGGAAUCGAGGAAUAUUGCACCAACAUGGAAUAUGCUUAGGUCUGAAGCAAACAUGCUCUGCUCUGUUACUGUAAGUCCCGGUGGUCAUAUUAAAUAUGACUGGGUUCAAACUGAGACGGACUAUAUUUUAUUAUGAAAAAAUGUAGGAAAUAUUGAUAGCUUGGCACUUGUUUUAUACGGUUAUUUUAAAGAGGGAAUUAUUCAGCAGUUGUAGUAUAUAGAUGGACAAUAGAGUUUAUUUAAGAUACAAGUACAAACAUUGACGGCGCUAUACUGAACAUUUCAUAUAUAAUUUUUUCUUAUUGUUUCCAGAUGGUAUAUUCCUAACCAUCAUCACAUUCAUCAGAGAUAUGAGCGAAGGUGUACACUCUUAUAUGAGCAUCAUAUAUUCAUAAAAUUGCCCAGAGAGUCAACUCAUGCAGAAAUGAUCAAUGGAUCACUGUCUUUUUCACAUCAAACAAUAUCUAAAAAAUGAAUCUUUGUGCAGCACUAUGUGCCUAACUCAGAUUUUAUUUUGCCCAUGUGUUGACAUGCUUCCCAGCGGCAUCACGCCCACAUUCCAGAUGCAACUCUCCAGUUAUCGAUAAAAACGAUUCAGGAAUGGCAACGGUCACCGGUAUCUAGUAUUUAUGGUAUGCUUGGUUUCUAAAGGGCAUUGAAAACUAAACUAAGCUAUUUUAUCAUGCUCGUCUAAUGAAUGCUAAGCCAGCCAUGCUUUCAGCUAAGCAUGAGUACAUGGGUUGUAAAUAAGUGACGUCCCACAGCGAAAAAAAGUAAUGCCACGCAAAGGAUAGUAUAAUGUACAUGUAUAUUGUAAAGCUAACACUGUUUUGUAAACGCGUUAUAGUUGUAAAAUAAUAUGUGCAGCAGCUGUGUAAAUAUACCAACCGUAGGGAUUGUGUGGGGAUGGAGCCUGUCAGUGACAAGAGUUUGACUGCAAUAGAGAGACCAUCUCGUGGACCAACCCUGAUCGAUAACAUCAAAGAUUAUUCAUUAGAGU
Messenger RNA from Sinocyclocheilus anshuiensis, 5291 nucleotides. It is a transcript of the gene sema5ba, whose product is annotated as sema domain, seven thrombospondin repeats (type 1 and type 1-like), transmembrane domain (TM) and short cytoplasmic domain, (semaphorin) 5Ba. The record is from RefSeq and is a predicted model, not a curated record. Gene Ontology annotation, cellular component: plasma membrane. The transcript is spliced from 23 exons. NCBI's taxonomy places the organism in Eukaryota, Metazoa, Chordata, Actinopteri, Cypriniformes, Cyprinidae. Gene Ontology annotation, biological process: semaphorin-plexin signaling pathway; axon guidance; positive regulation of cell migration. Bases 209 to 3511 code for a protein of 1100 amino acids. Gene Ontology annotation, molecular function: semaphorin receptor binding; chemorepellent activity.